Molecule: messenger RNA, 2594 nt
Organism: Prosopis cineraria
Lineage: Eukaryota; Viridiplantae; Streptophyta; Magnoliopsida; Fabales; Fabaceae
Product: putative F-box/LRR-repeat protein At3g28410
Exons: 5
Coding region: 862-2220 (452 amino acids)
Source: RefSeq, a predicted model, not a curated record
GAAAGCGGCGGUUAAAGACGGGGAAGAGAGGGAAACAGAAAGAGUCCACUCCGAAGACAAAAGAGAGCGAAACGUGAUAGACUUGAGAGGGAAAGAGCGCUGGCGACAUACAGGAGAGAUCGGAGAACACAAAGAAAACUGACUGGAAGACGCCGGAGAGAUUAAAUUAGAAAAAAAAAAAAAACGUAGAGAGACUAUUUUCCUUUUCCAGUUUCUUCGCUUCAUCUCUGACCUAGUUAAGAAUGAUCCUUCAUGGAUAGUAUACCAGUGUCUAAUUAGUCAGAUUUAGACUCUUUACCUCUUUCGAUUAAUCUAUUUUAUCGUUUUCUGGAGAUGGAUUCUUCUUGCCCAUGAAUGUCCAUUGCUGGUGGAAUAAUGGGGGCGUAUUUUUUUUCUUUUUUUAUCUUUUCUUAUCUUGUUUGAUUUAUUUCACUUUGCAUGCGAACUUUUAAUCCUUUCUUUCUUCUUCUUCUUCAUCAUCAUCAUCUUUUUUGGUCCAAGAGAUUUUUAAUCCUUUCACAUUAUAUGUUAUCCUUAGGUUUUUAGACAAAGUCAAAGUCACCCACUCCUUAUAAAUGAAUUAAUUAAUAAUUGUUAUAUCUUAUUUUAUUUUCUUGAUUUCUUCUUUUAUUUUUAUUUUUGCAUGUGAUUGGUCAGGUUGAUCAAAAUGUGUUCAUGUUGUUUCAUCACAGUCAUUAAUUUGUUAUUUGAAUGCCAAUGUGUCUUUUUUGUUUCGUUGCUGAUUCUUGAAGAUAUUUAUUUGAACCUUCAUACGUGUGUGUGUGUGUGUGUGUGUGUUUGUUAUGUGAAAUGUGAUUUUUGCGUCUUGUGAGCACAUUGUGUGAUGACAAUGAUUUCGCGAUGACAGAGAAACGAGAGAAUCCCAGACUUAGAGAAAGGCAAGGUAAUCAAAGACUGGACAAAAAGAAGAAGCAAAAAAUGGAAUCUAUGGAUCGUAUUUCACAAUUGCCUGAUCAUGUGGUACAUUACAUUUUGUCUUUCAUUCGAUGUCCAAGGGAAGUGGCUCGCACCUCCAUUUUAUCAAAGAGAUGGAGAGAACUAUGGUUAUGUGGGUGCGAGCUGACUAGAUUUGACAACAUAAUGCUUCCUCAUCUACAAAAGCUUUGUCUGCGGAAAGUGAUGUUAAAUGAGCAGAUAAUUCAGAAUCUGAUCUCAAAAUGCAAGUUUAUUUAUGAUUUAAGACUCAUACAUUGCUCAGGUUUGAAGGAAUUGUGGAUCUGCGAUCGUAUUAGGCUGAAUAGAGUUGAAAUACACCAGUGCAUUCAACUAAGAAAGGUGGAGCUUGAUUGUCUUAAUCUUCACACAUUUUGGUUUCAUUGUGAGAAAUCAACUCCCUGCAAAGUUAGUUUAGCUAGCUGUAAAUCUCUGAAAAAGUUGACAUUAGGGUAUCAUCAAGUGAAAGAUGACUUUUGUGAAAAGAGCAAGUUCUAUGAUUUUCCCCUUCUUGAAGCGUUGGAUCUAAGCACAUUGGAUAGCUUGAAGUGCAUUAACAUUUCAAACCCGCAGCUUCAGAAGCUUGCCUUGAAAGGAUGCAAGAAAAUGAAAUUUGUUUCUAUAAAUGCUCCAAAUCUUCGGUCAUUUGAGUUUCAGGGUAAGAAGAUGCCCCGCAUUGAAAUGCAUCCUUGUUCCCUUAGGGAUGCCAAGCUUUCUUUCGAACCUAUCGAUAAGUCUAGACCUAUAAUGUUUGAAAAGCAGGGCUACUUUCCCAAGUUGAUGGAUUUUAUCAGAAAAUUUGACCAUGAAGGCAGCUACAAAUUGGUUAUCCGAUCCAAGAAGAAUAUUGUCAUUUAUGAAAAUUUGGAUAGAGUGUUGCUUCCCGAGCUCCCCAACCUCAGCAUUGACAUUCUCUCUCCAUUGGUAUUUAUAGAUCGGUUCUAUAGUUUGCUGGGUACAUGUCACCCUGAGACUCUCUGCAUGAUUUUUCCUUCAAAUAGAAAGUUCCCAAGGUUAGUACAUGAAAAGAUGAAGAAUAGAGAAGGAAAUUCAAGCUGUUGCAAUUAUUUCACUUCAUCUAAUAAAUGUUGGCGGCACUUCUUGAAGGACAUCAAGAUUGAGGAUUUUGGAGAUGCUAACAACAAAUGGACAUCUGCCUGGCUCAAUCGGUUAGCGUGUACGCAAACGGCAUUGCCACUUCGUUUGACUACCCUUAGAUUAUAUUGGAACGGUUUCAGACAUGGGGAGAGACCUGAGAAGACAUAAAAUACAUGUCUAGAAGUGUUUGGUUGGCAAAGACAUGGUUUUAAGGAUGUCAAUUUAUGGCAUAUUACAUUGCGGUUUCAUGGGAGGAUUAUUAUCUCCAUUGAGCUUGAUAUCUGAAUUUCAUCUGCCUCAGUUUCUAUAAAAGAAAAAGAUUCUCAAAUGUGAAAGCUGGCAUUUUUCUCAGUGUCCAUAGCAGUUCUCAUCCACCUGAAUGCUUGCCUUUCUUUUUCUAACAUUAUUUUUGAGUAUAUCCUUUUAAAAGGACAAAAUGAAAUUCCAGCUUAUGUGUCUUACUUUAGAUUGAAUCAGAUACUACGCCAAGUCCUUCUAGGCUUUCGUUAUUGUAAACGAAUCUGAAUCGUUGCAUAUUCCAA